CUGCGCGCCUGACUAACAUGCCGUGCUGCGCACCGUCAGCAUCAGCAUCAGUAUCAGCAUCAGCAUCAACAACACCCGCGCGCCUUGGACACCCGUGCGCACGCCUCCACUCCGGUCCACGCCGAUAACGAACGCCUCCUCACGGGACUCUCUCUCGGGGACCCAACUGUGAGAGGAGAGACAACAACAAACAAACGGACCACCAGGACGCGGAAGAAGAAGUGAAAAGAAGAUGGACUCCCAGUGACGCACCGACCUUUUGACGCGGCGCUCGGACUAACGCUUGUGGAUUGCAUGAAACACAGCAAGGGGCGAAUGCUGAAUUACGAUCCGAUUGUCUGAGUUUGGGGGUCGCCCCCCCAACCCCCCUCUCUCCCCGUCCUUCUGUCGCACCCCCUCCUCUUCUCCUUCCUCCUCCAUCCCCACGCCGCGCGGCUCCUCGCCGUCCGCACGCCAGGAUGCAGCUGCUCCGCGUUGCGUGGGCAAUAACCGGAGCUGCGAUCUGCUGCUUCCUCGUCCUCCUCAUCCACUCCCGCCUGCUCAAAGAAGGCCAGCUGGCGGCGGGGACAUGUGAAAUUGUGACGCUGGACAGGGACAGCAGCCAACCCCGGCGGACCAUCGCCAGGCAGACGGCCCGCUGCGCCUGCAAGAAGGGCCAGAUCGCCGGGACUACAAGAGCCAGACCCGCCUGUGUGGACGCUGGCAUCGUUCGGAAAAAGCAGUGGUGCGAGAUGGUGCCGUGUUUGGAGGAUGAAGGCUGCGACCUGCUAGUCAAUAAAUCCGGCUGGACUUGUACGCAGCCCGGAGGGCGAGUCAAAACAACCACGGCCCUAUGACGCAACAAGAGUCCCGCUCCACACCCUUGCACUACGGAGAGCAUUGACGACCCCCUUGACAGACCGCCAAAAAGCACCACCACCUUCCCACCACUUCCACAUCACAGCCAGUCCAUCCUGCACCCCGGUCCUCAUGGAGGCAGCAAGGUGUCGUAACCUCGCCAAGGACCCCAUCUCUGCUCUGUCUGGACUUUGGCAAAACUAACCGUUUCCUGCCAGCCUCUCCACCUGCAGGCUUCCACCUUCUCCCGCUACAAUCUGUCCAUUCCGACCAUCUUCUUUGCUCCACGUCUUGGAAAGGGUCUGACUCCGGGGAUGGAAAAAAAAAAAAACAUUAGAAAAAAAAAAAGACACACCAUGGCAAGGUUUUUGGACAACGUUGGAAUUGCUUGGACUAAAGACUACACCCUGCCCGCCCCCCAGCUCCACCUCCCGCCUCCGCAUUUCCCUUCCGGAAGAGCAGGAGUAAGGCGCACUUGUGAACUCUCCGCUGUGAAUAAGCCUUCUGCCGGAGCAAACCUCCCAUAUUUUUAUAGACCAAAGAGCAAAAAGAAGAGAAACUGCUGACAAAGCAAGAUCAUCUUGGCCCGGUGCUCAGCGGACACCUUAUUCUCCAAGGAGUACUUUUGACAAUUUGCAGACUUUUUUUUUUUUUUCCGUCGCUCCAAGCGAGCUCACUGUAUUUUGGACCUGGAGAUAUAGGUACUGCAUACGUAUAACUGUGUAUCAGACAAAAAAAACAAAAAUACACACAAAAAAAAUAAAACUCUGAUUUGCAUUUUUUUAGUAGCGACGGCUGCGUUGGGAAAGGAGGCAAAAGGUGGACUCCAGGUGGGAGGAAAUGUCAUUAAAUGUAUUUUGGAAGGCCCUAAAAGUUAUAUAUUUACCAGUUUUUCUAUGUUGUACCUUUGUAGAGAAGCUUAUUGGACGUGUGCUCACAAUGACCAUGAGGAUGUUGUUUUCGCCACUCGUUUCAUUCACACCUUCGCUGCUUUCUGUUCAUGCUCAUCUCCAAGUCUCUGUCCGGUCCAAAAGAGAGAGAGAGAGAAAUCAAAAACACAAUUUAUGGAGGACUGACGUGCAGCCCACUUAACAUUGUAAAUCUAUAGUAGUCAGUGGAACAAGCUGCUCUGAUAUUGUAUUGUACACUACGUGGAAUACUGACUCCUUUCCUCGCUUUUGGGUUUAAAUCUCUUAAUUUAUUUCCGUGCUUGUGUUUGUUUGCACAGAUGGGACGCCGACAAAUGGAAUGAAGAGAUAGGGAACAGCAGAGCAAGCCUUGCAGAGAUGUUAAUCAUUGACAUUUUUUUUUUUUUUUAAUCGUUAUGAUCAUUAUGAGAUAUUUUAAGAAUAAAUUAAAUACAUGAAAGAAAUUGUGCCC
Messenger RNA from Nerophis ophidion (straightnose pipefish), 2217 nucleotides. RefSeq names its product TAFA chemokine like family member 5a (gene tafa5a). The transcript has 5 exons. Bases 459 to 836 code for a protein of 125 amino acids. Gene Ontology annotation, molecular function: receptor ligand activity; G protein-coupled receptor binding. Gene Ontology annotation, biological process: G protein-coupled receptor signaling pathway. Lineage: Eukaryota; Metazoa; Chordata; Actinopteri; Syngnathiformes; Syngnathidae. The record is from RefSeq and is a predicted model, not a curated record.